Molecule: messenger RNA, 1773 nt
Organism: Annulohypoxylon maeteangense
Lineage: Eukaryota; Fungi; Ascomycota; Sordariomycetes; Xylariales; Hypoxylaceae
Product: dihydroxyacetone kinase
Exons: 3
Coding region: 1-1773 (590 amino acids)
Biological process (GO): glycerol catabolic process
Cellular component (GO): cytosol
Molecular function (GO): glycerone kinase activity; ATP binding
Source: RefSeq, a predicted model, not a curated record
AUGUCGACAAAGCAUUUCAUCAACGAUCCCACCCUUUUGGUGAACUCGGCCCUUCAGAGCCUCACGCUGACUAAUCCUUCCGUCGCCUUGGAUGCCGACAACAAAAUCGUCUACAAGAGACCUAGUCGUGGACCUUCGCAGGUUUCAAUUAUUAGCGGCGGAGGUAGCGGACAUGAGCCAAGUUUUGGUGCCUUUGUUGGCUCCGGCCUGCUCUCCGCCGCGGUGGCCGGCACUAUCUUCGCAUCGCCUAGCGCAGAGCAGAUUCGCAAGGCGAUAACUUCGAGGGUGGACACCGACAAGGGUAUUCUGGUAACAGUCAUGAAUUACACAGGUGACGUUUUAAAUUUCGGUAUGGCGGUUGAAAAGGCCAAGGCUGCCGGUUUAAAUGUCGAGAUGGUUGUCGUCGGCGAUGAUGUUGGCGUCGGGAGAGAAAAGGGGGGAAAGGUGGGUAGGAGAGGAAUUGCCGGGACGGUGUUAGUGCACAAGAUCUCUGGUGCCCUCGCAGCCCAGGGACGUAGUCUCGAGGAAGUUUACAGGGUCGCCAAACUCACAGCAGCCAACCUAGUAAGUGUCGGGGCGAGUCUCGAACACGUCCAUGUGCCUGGGAGAGCAGCGGAUCCGAAAACCGGCGCGAGCCUUAGAGCUGACGAGGUUGAAGUCGGGAUGGGAAUCCAUAACGAGGCUGGGUCGGGACGAGCGAAGGUUAAGCUUCCGGAGCUUGUGAGCACGAUGCUCUCCCAACUAUUAGACCAGAACGACAAGGACAGGGCAUUUCUCAAUGUCAACUCCAAUGAGGUUGUUCUGCUUGUGAAUAAUCUUGGAGGCGUCAGUGCCCUCGAACUGGGCGGUAUCACUACGGAGGUUAUGACGCAAUUAGAAUCUUGGGGUAUCCAGCCUGUGAGGAUUCUGAGUGGAACUUACAUGACGAGUCUGAAUGGACUGGGGUUCAGCAUCUCAUUACUCAAUGUGGUUAAUACGGAUAUCGGUGGGCCGAGCAUGAUCGAACUGCUGGAUUACCCAUGUGAAGCUACUGGCUGGUCAGCACCGAUACAUAAAACCACCUGGGAAGCGAAGAACACUGCUACCAGGGAAGAAACCACCGGAUCUGAUCAAAUUGUAAAGACGAGUGGUCUCAAGGGUGAUGCGAGUGUGUUCAACAGUAUUUUGGCCUCAGGCUUGCAAGCUGUCAUCGCGGCUGAGCCAGAUGUGACGAAGUACGACACCGUGGUUGGAGAUGGCGAUUGCGGAAUUGGUCUUAAACGCGGUGCCGAAGCUGUCCUUAAGCACCUGCAAGAGAAGGCUGCAACUGGAGAUGUCGUUGUUGACGUUGCUCAUAUUGUCACAGUAGUCGAGAAAGAGAUGGACGGUACGUCGGGUGCGUUGUUCGCUAUCUUCCUCAACGCUCUUGUACACGCACUCCGUGUCCUGGCGCCAGGCGACGCUACCCCACAACUCUGGGCCGGCGCUCUGAAGCAGAGCUGUGACGCGCUUUCAAGAUACACACCAGCCAGACCUGGCGAUCGCACAUUGGUAGAUGCUCUAUAUCCGUUCGUCGAGGUCCUUGGAAAGACUGGUGAUCUCAAGAAAGCCGCUGAAGCAUCUAAGAAGGGCGCCGAAGAUACCAAGGGCAUGAUUCCCAGCUUAGGCCGGGCGGUAUAUGUCGGGGGAACCGGAUUUGAGCAAGUACCAGAUCCCGGUGCUUGGGGGCUGGCAUGCUUUUUCCUUGGGCUUGCUGGAAUAAAAACUGAAGAUGAAGGUUGGGAGGCUAUAUAA